AUCCCAGGACAUCCAAAUAGUUACCUGACGUCAGCCCUCGGACGGAUGAGUAUUUAUUGGGAUAGUGGAGAGCCACUGUGAGAGGCAAAAAAAGGAUUACAGCUUUCCGAAGAAGCCUUCAGCUUGGAAUAGGAAUCAACUGAGAGCAAUCUUUGGGCACCAAGGACAAAAACGAUGACUUCAAGUGGAGCAGACAGCGGGAAGAGCGGACAGUACCGCGUGGACCAUCUCCUGAGCGCGGUGGAAAACGAACUGCAGGCAGGAAGCGAGAAAGGAGACCCCACUGAGAGGGAACUGAAAGUCAAUCUGGAUGAUCUGGAUCUGUGGCUUAAGUUUAAGGAGCUGACUAACGAAAUGAUCGUGACAAAGAACGGCAGGAGGAUGUUUCCCGUACUCAAAGUGAAUGUGUCGGGGCUGGAUCCCAACGCCAUGUACUCGUUCGUGUUGGAUUUUGUGGCUGCCGACAACCACCGUUGGAAGUAUGUGAACGGAGAGUGGGUUCCAGGGGGGAAGCCGGAGCCCCAGGCUCCGAGUUGUGUCUACAUCCACCCGGACUCGCCCAACUUCGGAGCUCACUGGAUGAAAGCUCCCGUUUCAUUCAGUAAAGUCAAACUCACCAACAAACUCAACGGCGGAGGACAGAUCAUGCUGAACUCUCUGCACAAGUACGAACCCAGGAUUCACAUUGUCCGGGUUGGAGGGCCUCAGAGGAUGAUCAGCAGCCAUUCUUUCCCCGAGACACAGUUCAUAGCCGUGACUGCUUAUCAAAACGAAGAAAUUACAGCUCUUAAAAUUAAGUACAACCCGUUUGCAAAAGCCUUCCUCGAUUCGAAAGAGAGAAGCGAUCACAAGGAAAUGCUGGAUGACAUGGGUGAAAGUCAACAAUCCGGAUAUUCGCAAUGUGGCUGGUUUCUGCCUGGCACAGGUGGCUUGUGUCCUCCCUCUAAUCCUCAUGCUCAGUAUGGAGGCCCUCUCUCUCUCUCCGCUCCCCAUGGCUGCGAACGCUAUUCCACCCUGAGGAACCAUCGCUCUGCCCCAUACCCUAACCCGUACACACACAGGAACAACACGUCGACUGGCUAUUCCGAUAAUUCGUCGGCUUGCCUGCCCAUGCUUCCGACCCACGACAACUGGUCGGGUCUCCAGGUCUCCACGCACACUAGCAUGCUCCCAAUGGCACACAACGCCGGCCCUGCCACCAGCUCCAGCCAAUAUCCGAGCCUGUGGUCAGUCAGUAACAGCACCAUCACCCCUGUGUCCCAGUCUGGGACCAUGUCCAAUGGCCUGAGCUCACAAUUCCUGCGGGGUUCUGCGGCCCAUUACGCACCUUUGGCUCAUCCAGUGGGCGCCACCUCCUCGGGAUCGCCACUGUACGACAGCGGGACCGGACUCGAGCUUUCUGACAGCCAGUUCGACACGUCUCCACACAGCAGACUCACUUCCACGUGGACUCCAGUGACUCCGCCAUCCAUGUGAAGACAUCCGUGUCCAUUCCAUUCCCUAACCAUUUAUUUAAGGACCUCUUGCCUGUUCUCUUUUUGGACUUGGCGUUUGCACCUCAGUGGGAAAUGCGAUUAGCAUGAGAAACAAACUUUUUUAGAGAGUUUAAAAGUUUACUAUAUACAUCAUCAGAGAUGAGAGUUGCUCACUACUACUAAGUUCCACCAAUCUUGGCGUUUAUGGAAUUGACAUUAUACAUUUUCGUUGACAAUCAAUUGUUGAUUUCAUAAGACUCCAUUGUGAUUUAGAGAAGAUAUGAAAUGAGUGGAAAAUCAUUCUAAUAAAGAACGCACGAACCUGCUUCGGGACCCUUGAAGAUAAAUACCACACUCAGCGAGUUUGUCAAAACAAAAGUGCCUUAAAAUCCAGUGUUGGCCACUGUGCAAGUCCUCAAAUGUCGACCAUUGUGGAAGAUCACCAUUAAUCUCACCAUUUAAGGACAUGGCCUGAUAAGACUAUAGAAAAAAUAAGAUAGUGGAUCAGACGUGGGUUAGAUACGUUUACUUGUUGAAUCCUUGACGUUGGGCAACAGGUAUCUGGAACUUCCCUUGAACAAGUGCAUACACUAGUAGAGAUAGAGGUACAUUAGGUUUUAUGUAAAAUGACUGAUUGUACAAAUAAUUGAACUGUUUAACAGAUGUUCUCCUUUGAGAACUUUUUUCAACCCGUUAGUUGAAAAUAUAAAUGUUUUUACUCUAUUUAUAGAGAGCUCUCCAGAAUAUAAUGUUGCAUUAAAUUAGGUGUCUGGAGACAGAAGCUAUCCCUCUUGACACCUUGAAAUCGUGUUGAAAUGUUGCUGAUUUUAUCACUUGACUGAGAAUCGAAUGCUGCGCUAUGCAGUCCCACACAUGUGUAAUAAAUUUAUCAUUCCUUUCAA
Amblyraja radiata (thorny skate) is the source of this 2377-nucleotide messenger RNA. RefSeq names its product T-box transcription factor Tb (gene tbxtb). NCBI's taxonomy places the organism in Eukaryota, Metazoa, Chordata, Chondrichthyes, Rajiformes, Rajidae. Bases 175 to 1476 code for a protein of 433 amino acids. Gene Ontology annotation, biological process: somitogenesis; heart morphogenesis; cell fate specification. The transcript is spliced from 8 exons. Gene Ontology annotation, cellular component: nucleus; chromatin. Gene Ontology annotation, molecular function: RNA polymerase II cis-regulatory region sequence-specific DNA binding; DNA-binding transcription factor activity, RNA polymerase II-specific. The record is from RefSeq and is a predicted model, not a curated record.